Messenger RNA from Fusarium redolens, 1437 nucleotides. RefSeq names its product major facilitator superfamily domain-containing protein. Gene Ontology annotation, molecular function: transmembrane transporter activity. Gene Ontology annotation, cellular component: membrane. Bases 1 to 1437 code for a protein of 478 amino acids. The transcript has 10 exons. The record is from RefSeq and is a predicted model, not a curated record. Gene Ontology annotation, biological process: transmembrane transport. Lineage: Eukaryota; Fungi; Ascomycota; Sordariomycetes; Hypocreales; Nectriaceae.
AUGAAGACCUAUAAGAAUCAGUCAGACUCCGAGCAGAGUGCUAUGACGCCUGAACCAUUAGCGGUUCAGGCGUCAAAACCAACCCGCCAAUGGUGGCAUUGGCAUGAGCCUGACACUAGCAAACAAGAGAAGUGGCUCAUCUUCAAGCUAGACGCAGCCAUUCUGACUUACACCUGCUUGACUUUCUUUGUCAAAUAUCUGGAUCAAACGAAUAUCACGAAUGCUUAUGUAUCUGGAAUGAAAGAGGACCUGAACCUUCAUGGAAAUGAGCUCAACUGGCUUACGACAUACUUCAACAUCGGCAUUAUCAUCGGGGCACCAUUUUCAACAAUGAUGCUCACCCUCAUCAAACCACGUUGGUGGCUUCCAGCCUGCACAAUGGCCUGGUCGCUGCUCGUACUGGGAAUGCAUAAGGCUGAGGCUGUCAAGACUCUCUAUAUCUUGCGAUUCUUUACUGGUCUUUGCGAAUCCGGUGCCAUGCCUGGAUCGUUCUACAUUAUCGGAAGCUGGUAUCGCAGGUCAGAAAUUAGCAGGCGGACUACCCUGUUCUGGUUCUCCUCCGUUGGCGGGCAGAUGCUCUCCGGAUACAUUCAAGCUGGACUAUAUCGAAACAUGAAUGGCCGCCUGGGUUUAGCUGCCUGGCGAUGGCUGUUCGUCCUCGACUUUUUUUAUCAGUACGAACCGAAGGCUAAGAAGGUCUGGUGGAUGACUGAAGAGGAGAGGCAAAGAUGUAUCGAGCGAAUAUCCGACGAGGGCCGAGACGCUGAACUUUUCCAUUGGGAUCGUGCCUUGGUCAAACAGGUUUUGACAUCUUGGCAACUUUAUGCCUUUUGUAUUGCUUGGGGGUUCAUGGAACUAACCUGCGGUGUGAAUCUUCAACGAUGGAUGACACUAUGGAUCAAGUCCCUCCGAGAUGACGGAAAGCCCAAAUACAGCACCGAGAAAGUCAACGCGAUUCCUACCGCCGUCGGAUGUACAGGCCUUGUCUGGAUGCUCCUCAGUGCGUUCGUUGCAGAUAGUUAUCAGAAUCGAGCUCUGCCGAUCUGCGUGCUAGGCUGCGUGCAACUAUUUAGCUACAUUGUACUUCUCACGUGGCCAAAUAGCGAGGCUUUCAUCAUGGCAGCUUAUUAUCUCGCCAGUGCAUAUAGCGCGCUAUCACCGUUGAUAUCUGCUUGGCUGAACUCCAGUUGCGGCGGGAAGAAGCAGCUUCGGGCUCUUACCACGGGCUUGAUGACUUCUAUUGGAUAUGCCGUUGAAACUGUUGCUCAGCAAGAGAUGUUUCCCAUAUCCCAGGCCCCCAGGUUUCAACAGACGCAUGGAUACGCAUUUGGGAUCGCAUGGAUAGUUGUCAUGAUUGUAUGGUGCUCUGCAUGCCUCCCACUAAUGGAGAGACCUUUCAGCUCGCGAUUACAAGUCCUGAUGAGAAUUGUACGGUAG